Messenger RNA from Salvia miltiorrhiza (redroot sage), 979 nucleotides. Its product is annotated as protein MIZU-KUSSEI 1. Gene Ontology annotation, biological process: hydrotropism. NCBI's taxonomy places the organism in Eukaryota, Viridiplantae, Streptophyta, Magnoliopsida, Lamiales, Lamiaceae. The transcript has a single exon. The coding region runs from base 57 to 836 and encodes 259 amino acids. The record is from RefSeq and is a predicted model, not a curated record.
ACUACUCAUAUUUUGGUCUACACUUCCACCACAAAUGCUUCCCAUUGCCCACAUAUAUGAUCCCUCAAUAUUCUCCAUCUUCCUUCACCACAAAUACAAUGCCAACACCCAAACACAAGCCCCCGACGCCAAAGCGUCCGCCCCCGCCGGCCGCCAAUGCAGUGGCGCCCGACCAAUCCCCGACGAGGCCCCAACCCUCCCUCGAGCAGCCGUCCCACAGGAAGACCCCAUCAAAAUCCACCAAACUCUUCCGGCGGGUGAAGUCUGUUUUCCGGUCAUUCCCAGUGAUCAACCCACCGUGCAAGAUGCCGGCCCCCAUGCACAUGAGCCGUAUGCACGAUGGGCACGUGCACGGCGGGAAGCAGAUGAGCGGAACCCUAUUCGGGCACCGGAGAUCCCGCGUGAACCUGGCCAUCCAAGAGAACCCUAGGUGCCUGCCCAUGCUGGUGCUGGAGCUCUCCAUCCAGACGGGGAAGCUGCUGCAGGACAUGGGGCUCGGGCUCGUGAGGAUCGCGCUCGAGAGCGAGAAGAACCCGUCGGAGAGGAUCAAGCUCAUCGAUGAGCCCAUAUGGACGAUGUACUGCAAUGGGAGGAAAGUGGGGUAUGCCGUGAAGAGAGAGCCCACCGUGGAUGACUUGAAGGUCAUGCAGCUGCUGCAUGCGGUGUCCAUGGGAGCCGGCGUGCUGCCGGUCGCCGCCGCUGCGGAGGGGGAGCUCACCUACAUGCGGGCUCACUUUGAGAGGGUUGUCGGCUCCAGAGACUCCGAGACGUAUUAUAUGAUGAAUCCCGAUGGGAAUAGUGGGCCCGAGCUCAGUAUCUUCUUUGUUAGAGUUUGAACAUUAGGGUUAUUAUUAAAAAUAGCCCCAAUUUUUAUCUCAGGAUGAUUUGUUUACCGGGAAUUUACAAAAAAAUAUAUAAAUAUAGCUAGAAUUUAUUUUUAUUUGUUCAAUGUGUAGCUCGUCAAAAUUUGGUAAGGUAA